GCCGCUUGUCUGAAGAACACGUGUCGUUUGUUUACGUUUCUUGUUUGAAGUGCAAUGUUUUAUUUGGAUGAUGUGAAAUAACGUUGAAUUAUUCUUUAUAAUAAAAUAAAUUGCUGAUAUUGGUAAUCAUUUUAACUGUAUAAUUUUAUUGAAAUAGAUAACGAUGAAAAUAAAAGAUGUUGAAGUGUGCAGUUUUCAAAACUGGUACAAUGACUUUAAACAUGUUACUUUUAAAAGUAUAAUUUUGGCACUUCCUGAAGGAUUUGUAUCAUACAUCUUAAAAGAUGGAAUCGUUUUGCCAGAAAACUGUCAAACAAACAGUGCUGUCAAACAAACAACUACCAGUGAUGAAAGUGAUGAUGAGCAGGUUUCUUGGGAAGAUGGUGAAGCAGAUGAAGCUGAGGCUCCACAUUUCUCUGAAUUUGAUGCAAGAAUAAAAUAUGCUAUAGAGUCUCUAGGUGGGAAAGUGUUCCCAAAGCUGAAUUGGAGUAGUCCUCGUGAUGCCUCUUGGAUUGCAUUUAAUAAUUGUUGCUGCUGUACUACUGUUUCUGAUAUCUACUUACUGCUGAAAAGCUCUGAUUUUAUAGUUUAUGACCUUACAAAAGUAUUCUCUCACUGUGAAGAUUUUAUAAAUUCUAAUGAUUUAAAUAGAAGAGAAAAUGGUCCAUAUUAUCUUGUUUUACGAAAAUGGAUUGAUAUAGAUACAUCAGGAGAAUAUAGAUGUUUUGUGAAAGAUAAUUCACUGAUAGGUAUUAGUCAAAGAGAGCACAGCUUAUAUUUUCAUCAUAUUAAUAAUGAAAAGGAGGAAAUAGUUGAAGAUAUUAAUAAUUUUUUUAUACAGCACAUUCAAUCUAAAUUUCCUUGCUCAAACUAUGUGUUUGAUGUCUACCGGAAAAAGAAAGAUCAUGUUUACUUGGUAGACUUCAAUCCAUUUGGAACUGUUACUGAAUCAUUACUUUUUGACUGGGAUGAAUUAAUUAUUGGAACAGUUGGAACAAAUGGCACCAGUCUUCCGGAGUUUAGAUAUGUGGAUGAUGACCGUGGUGUUCAACCAAGACCACUAAGUUACCAUGCAAUACCCAGAGAUAUUGUAGAUAUAAGUACGGGUGAAGACAGUUUUAAAUUAGUAGAUCUAAUUAAAUUAGAACCAUAACUCUUCCACCUGGAG
Molecule: messenger RNA, 1168 nt
Organism: Stegodyphus dumicola
Lineage: Eukaryota; Metazoa; Arthropoda; Arachnida; Araneae; Eresidae
Product: translation initiation factor eIF2 assembly protein-like
Cellular component (GO): cytoplasm
Source: RefSeq, a predicted model, not a curated record